Messenger RNA from Heterotrigona itama, 1698 nucleotides. The record is from the annotation of a GenBank genome assembly. Lineage: Eukaryota; Metazoa; Arthropoda; Insecta; Hymenoptera; Apidae.
GGAGAGGUGGUUAGAUGAAAAUAAAGGGCACGAAAGUGUGAAACAAAGACAGAUAUAUAUUGUGUGAUAGACAAGAACAGCAAUGUGGAUUAAUUCCAUUGUUUCACCGCUAUGUGGUGAUAGUGGUUUAAUGUUCAUGGAACGUCUCGUAGGAUGUUAAAUUUAUAGAAUAAUUAACUGUUAAAAUUAGCAAUUAAACAAGAUUUUGAAAAUUUUAUGUAUGGAUACAUAUUACUUUAAAAUAUGGAAAAUUCGUCGAAGAGUCAAAACAAUAAUUGUGAACAAAACCCAAUCGUAUUUUUAGAUAUAGCUAUUGAAUCAGAAAAAGUUGGAAGAGUUGUGAUAGAGCUUUUUAAAGAUAUUGUACCUCGAACAGCUGAAAAUUUUCGUGCAUUAUGUACUGGAGAAAAAGGCAUUGGAAUCAAUGGCAAAAAGUUGCAUUACAAAGGAUCAAUAUUUCAUAAAGUGUUAUCACAGUUUAUGAUCCAAGGUGGAGAUAUAAUAAAUUUUGAUGGAACAAGUGGAGAAAGUAUAUAUGGAACACAUUUUGAAGAUGAAAAAUUUGAGCUCUCUCAUUCGUCAGGAGGAUUAUUAAGCAUGGUAAAUGAGGGUUAUCCAAACAGCAACAGUUCUCAGUUUAUAAUUACUAUUUCAGCUGUUACACAUUUAGAUAAUACCAAUGUAGUAUUUGGUAAAGUUUUGAAAGGAAUGGGUAUUAUAUUAGAAGUGUGCCAAGUUCAAACAAUUAAGGAUGUACCAGUGAAGAAAAUACAUAUAAUUGAUUGUGGAGAGUUAAAACAUGAUAAAAAUUGGGGUAUGGAAGAAAAUGAUGAUACUGAAGAUGUGUUCACUCCAUGGCCAGAAGACUGGGAUUAUUCCACAGAUAUUGAAAAACUCAAUUACAAAUAUAUAAUGGACGUUAUUAAGAGGAUAAAAAAUUCAGGAAAUUGUUAUUUUUCACGAAAAAAUUAUAUAGAUGCAGGCAGAAAAUAUAAGAAAGCAUUACGUUAUUACAAGUGGAUGAUAAAGACAGUAGAUGUAUCAGAGUCUUCCAAUGAAUCAAUACUGAACAUUAAAGUAAUAUUAUUACUUAAUCUUGCAGCUGUUAAAUUAAAACAAAAGAAUUAUCGUGAAGCUUUAAAGCUUUGUUCAGAGGUUUUACAAAUAGAUAAGAAAAACAGUAAAGCACUAUAUCGAAGAAGUCAAGCAUAUAUGGGACUAAAUGAGUAUGAUUUAGGUUUAGCAGAUUUAAGGCAAGCAUCAUUAGAAUGUCCCAAUAAUAAAGAUAUUUUACUAGAAAUUGAUAAAGUAAAAAGAAUUAUAAACUCGUAUUUAGCUAUUGAGAAGGCUUCUUAUCAAAAAAUGUUUAAAUAACAGAAGUAUUUUGCAAAAGAAUUUGUAAAUAUAAUAAAAUUUUUUAUAUAUAUUUUAAAUUAAAAAUAUUGCAAACAAAAUCAUACAUAUACACGUUUAUAUACAACACUAAUGCUUUUUAACAAUAUUUAACAAUAUUGUAAAGUAAUUGUAUAUGUGUUAGCUAAAGUUAUUUAAAAAUUUUUUAUAAAGUUUGAAUAUAGUGCACAAAUAAAUAUGUGUUCAUUUUUAUUUUUUUGAUAAAUAUUACUUAUUUCGAUUUAAGCAUUUUUAUCUUUAUUCAGUAACAAUCUUUGUGUAAUGUGUACAAAAGAAACAAAACCA